AUGUCAUUCAUAGCCAAGUUCAUGAGUGGUGGCGGUGCUACAGCAGCCGCUACAGCAACAACGCGGUCAGUCGCGAAGGACAGAUUAAGCGUGAUUCUGGCAUCUCAAAGAGGAUCCGAGUUGCUGGAAAAAGUCAACAUGGAGGACUUGCAAAGGGAUGUUUUGAAGGUGGUCGAGCGCCAUAUCCAGAUUGCCAAGAACCGACCAGUGCAAUUCUCGGUUAAUGCUGAAGGUGAAAAUCAAGUAUUUGAGAUGAGCGUAGAGCUAGCAGUAGCGCGGAGGUCGACCGCGCCAAGACAAGCUGCAUAA
This is a messenger RNA of Seminavis robusta, 309 nucleotides long. The record is from the annotation of a GenBank genome assembly. NCBI's taxonomy places the organism in Eukaryota, Bacillariophyta, Bacillariophyceae, Naviculales, Naviculaceae.